ACAGUGGGUGUGUGUGUAAGUGUGCGUAAGUGUGUGUAAGAGCGAGUGUGAGUUGGCCCAGGCGCCAGAGGAGCGGAACUCGGAGAAGUCAGUCCCAGGAUAGCGUCGCCGACGGAGAGCAGGACAUGGCUCUCUGAGGGGGCCCUGUCAACCAUGGACCCAACGCACUGAGGGUCCCCCCCACCCCCAGAACAACACGACGACAAACGGAACCCAAAACAAAAGAAGGCAGUCGGGAAACGUAAAAAAACAAAACAAGAAGACAACCAUGGUGGCUGAGGAGGUGGUCAUCACCUUGUCUGGCGGAGCACCGUGGGGCUUUCGUCUGCAGGGAGGGGUGGAGCACCACAAGCCCCUACAGGUGGCCAAGGUACGAAAGCGCAGUAAGGCAUGCAGGGCAGACCUCCGAGAGGCAGAUGAGCUGGUGUCCAUCAACGAUCAGCCAUGCAGCGGUCUGUCCCACGCCCAGGCCAUGACCGUCAUCGACAGCUCAUCCGGAAUACUCCACAUCCGGGUCAAAAGAGCGCCGGCUGGCUUCCAGUCCGUGGUGCUCUUGACCCGUGCCCCGUCCCCCCGCAUCGACAAGGAGUACCGGGCAGUCCUGCGCGCCAUGUCCCCCUCCGCCCACCCCAACCACCCCCCAGUCAGGGAGGUGCACCACAGCCACAGCCGCAGCUCCCUCCUGUCCCCCACAGGGCGCAGCGGCCUGACCUCCCCGCCGGGCAGCGAGGCGUACUACGGCGAGACGGACAGCGACGCCGACGUGGCGGCCCACGAGCGCCAGCGGCGGCAGAAACGCCGGAGUCCCAACAACCCGUUGCCGGGGAAACCCCCCGGCCGCGCCUCGGCGGAAGGCGGCGAGACGUCCGAGAUGAGCGGCUACGACAGCGCGCCGGACGCCCGCGUCUACCCCGGCGCGGCGGACGGCCGCGGCGGGGAGGGGGGGCUGUCCGCUGUGGGCGUGGCCCGGCGGGAGGUCAUCUACCAGCCCCCGCCCUCAGGGAUGUGGUCAUCGCAGACCUCCACGGAGACCUCGUCCAUCAUCUCCUCGGCGGAUGACCAGGGGCCUCCGAGUGGGGGGCCGGAGGAGGACAGCGGCUUCCAGGAGCUGACCAACGUUCCCCCGCUGGUGUCCCCUGAAAGGGCUAAGGAGGCCAUGAUGCUGGGCUCCCGUGGGCAGCUGGUGCCCAUGGUGGGGCCCUUGGAGACGCCUCUGGACGAGGAUCUGACAACCACAUACAUGGAUAAGGCCAAACAAGCCAAGCUGAACCGAGGAGACACCCUCCAAGACAAGCAGGUAAAGGAGGCUCGGACCAAGUGUCGCACCAUUGCCUCCCUGCUGACCGACGCGCCCAACCCCCACUCCAAGGGCGUGCUCAUGUUUAAGAAGCGACGCCAGCGCUCCAAGAAGUACACGCUGACCAGCUUCGGCAGCGUGGACGAGGACUUGCGCCAGGACUCCCAGGAAGAGGACGGGGCGUUCCUGGGCAGCGAGUCCGAGUUUGACGAAGACGGCUUCUCCGCUGCCCCUGACUCCACCUGGGACGGCGACUACCUGGACGUGCUGGAGAAGAGGGCGACGGCGGCGACAACGGCGGCGGGAGGGCGAGGGGACGGGGCGGAUGACGCGCCCAGUCCGGGUUUGAGCGACACCGCCGGGAAGGGCGCCCAGCUGUUUGAGCAGCAGAGGAAGAGGGCGGCGGAGCACGCCAGGAAAGUGGAGGCCGCUCAGCCUCAGGCCCCGCCUCAGCCACAGCCCCAAAGCCAAUCGCAGAUCGGGGAGCAACCAAAUCAGUAUCCACAGAGCCAAUCUCAGCCAGACAUGCAAUUCUUGCAGACCCAUCAGCCGCCACCCCCUGCAUCUUUCCAGGAUGAGGCCCAGCAACUGGCCCCUCCCAUUCACAGCAUGGCGAACGGAAACAUGUCCUACUCUGUUGUUAGCACAGCUAGCAUGGUGAUGUCGCCUCCAGUUGUGGCACCAAAACCAGCCACCGCCUCAGUGACCAUCCUGACCGCCCCAGCGCCCCCAUCCCAGACACCCCUGCCGGAACUUUCCUCCAGCUCAGUCCUCAACAGAACCGCCCAACCCUUCGCCCCUGGCUUCGUCACCAACAGAGCCGCCACUGCUCCUGUCGUGUUCCGGCCCACUGUUACCAAGAAACCCCAGCGCCCAGCCACCUCGGCAGGCAUCGUGCCGACGCCUUUCUCCGCUUCCUCCGAGCUAGCCGCCAACAUGGCUCCCCUCUCCUCCCUGAGCCAGCACUCCAUCUUCUCUCCACCGCCCUCGGUAGCCGGUGGUCCCUUCUCCCCCUCCUCCGCGGCCCCUCGCUACCCAGCAUUCUCCACCCCUAUGGAGACCACGCAGGCAUCCCAGCCAAUGACCAUGACUGCACCCCAUCUCCCUGUUUCUGCCCCGGUGGCACCCAUGCCCCAGGUCUCAGCUGCCCCUAUGCCUCAAAUGUCCGUUACGGCUUCUCAGAUGCACCAUGUACCAGUCUCAAUGGCUCCCAUGCCUCCACCACCUCAGAUGGUGUACCAGCCACCUCAGGUCUCCGUUGCCCAACCAUCUCAAGUCCCAGUUUCUCAACCACCUCCGAUGGCGUUUUCUCAACCCCCUUCGGUCCCAAGGCCCCCCCCACCCACGGCUCCGGUGUCUGUGGUACCUCAAGCCACCAUGGUAGCCCCCACGCCCAUACCCACCACCCCUAUGUCUCCCCCCGGUGGUCGUACUGGAAUCCUCCUGGAUGCCCGCCGCCGCAGUGGCAGGAGACCCAUGUUCCGCACCCCGGAGGACAAGAAGAACUCCCCCAACCCGGAGCUGCUCAACAUGGUCCAGAACCUGGAUGACAGACCCCACCGCGGCUACGGACGCCCUCCCUCGGUGGUCAUGGGCUACGAGGGCGGCGAGGAAGACAACCAGGAUGGCGAGGCGGGCAGAGGUAGGAUGCCGCCUCCGGUGGCCCCCAAGCCCAGGGUGAUCCAUGAGACGCCCCUGAUCCCCCAGAACGAGGGCAAGGGGGCUCAGCUGUUUGCCCGUAGGCAGAGCCGCAUGGACCUGUACGUGGUGGAUACCCCCCCAGAGACCCCCUUCCAACAGGAGGUCCACUCCAUGGUCGGUGCCCAAGACUACGACCCUUCCUCCAACCCCUCGCUUCCCAACCAGUGGAAGUACUCCCCCAAUAUCAGAGCUCCUCCUCCUAUUGGCUACAACCCUCUUCUGGCUCCUUCCUGCCCUGUGGGCCCACAGCGGGAUACUGUCAGGGGCAGAGGGGGACCAGGGGGAAUGGGCUCCCAGAGAGAGGGCAUCAAAGCUUUGGAUUUCAUGAGGAGGCAGCCCUACCAGCUCAACUCUGGAAUGUUCAGUUACGGUGGAAGCGUGGCUAACCUGUCCGCCAUGCCCUCCUACCAGGCCCAGAGGCAGCAGCAGCAGCAGCAGGGUGGGUACACCAUGGUGGGCAGCUCCCUGACCCCACCCAGGCAGAUCCCCAUCAAGGCGGCCCGGGUGUAUGAGAUCAAACGCUUCUCCACCCCCACGCCCAUGUCAGCGCCCACGCUGGCAACCAAAGUGAUCGCCCAGCGGUCCGCCACCACACUCGGAGAGCCCAUUAUGCGCUCUGACAUGACCUCACCGACCCCUACCCCCAUCUCCCGGCCCACCGCUCGCGUCUCAGCCCCCACCCCCACGCCUUUCUCAGCCCCCACACCUUUCUCAGCCCCCACACCCACACCUUUCUCAGCCCCCACACCCACACCUUUCUCAGCCCCCACACCCACACCUUUCUCAGUCCCCACACCCACAUCAUUCAAUGCUCCACACCCAACAUCUGGGCUCCCAAGCCUGCCCCAAAUCUCUGCCAUCCCAAUCCCCAAUUCGGUCCCCGUCCCACACCCGACACCCUACACUGGAGUGUCCUACACAGGGCUCCAGGCUGCCAAGCAGUUCCAGAGUGCCCCUGAGCUGAGCCUCUUGGGCUCGCUGCCUCCCCUGAGAGCCACACCCAUCCAGGUGCCAAAGCCUCGCUUCAUCGCCACCAAGUCAGGCAUCAAACCCCACAUUUGGAGGCCAGGGGCCAUGUGAGCUUGGGCGGGAGACCCCAUUUCACAGACUUGGACUUGGACCCCUUCAAAUCCUAAACCCACAAUGAAUAUAAGAUGAUUGAUUAAAAAUAUACUUAAUUAAAAUGUUAUGUUUGAUUACAAUGAUUGAAAACCCUAACUAAAGUGAAUUUGUUAUAUUUAUAUUUUUCAUUUAUUUGGCUUUAAUAUGUUACAAGGCUUUAAUUUGUGCGGCAGUGAUGGCUGUUGUUCCAUCUUCAACAUAUGUUUAUAUUUCACAAUGGUAUUCAUGUAUUUGCAGUUUUAGAUGAGCUUUGAAGUCACAUAUAGACGGUCGUUGCUAAAAUGCAUAGGCUACAUAUAGCCUGUCAAGCCAAUGAUACGAGGAGUUUUAUUUUUCACAUAUACACCAUAGUGUACCCAAUGUACACAACUAGAACUGGACUAGUAGUAUUCCUACCAUUCUCUACGCCUGUCCUGGAGGAGGUUUGUGUAAGGCUUAUCUUUCGGCACAGUCAGAUGAAAUACUGUCAAUAAUAAAAAGCCAUGGGAGCAGUGAGAGAGCCUGUACUGAAUUAUUCUUUGAAACUUGAAAUGUUGACGUGUAGGAUAUCUGGUAUGAAUGGUGAUAAUUUCACAGUUUUUUCACACUUUAUGUGACCACGGAGAGCAGUGUCUCCUCUCUCUGGUGAGAGGUGAGAGGUCAGCGAGGCAAGGCUGACUCGGGGAGAAGGGGGCACACAGGAUGUUAGAGGACAAACGGUUUAACGAGAGCACCAUCAUGUGACUCCAUGCAGGGACAAGACUGAUGUGACACUGGGCACAACGUCUUAGACUUGGGGCACACAGAGCGGUUGGAUGCUGAUGAUUGGCCAGGGCUGGGUCCGUUUGGGAACAGUGACAGCCAUUGUGUUUGGCUUCUGCGCCAGCACAACCAAGUCCCUAAAGCUCUGGAAAUGUUUGUCUAGCAAGACGGCUGCUGCUCGUUCCCCUGCUGUCCCCAGUGCCCAGUGAGCUCUCUGGGGCGCCUGGUGUCCAUGUCACCGCUCACGUUGUAUUCAAACAAAUGACAAUGCUGAGACAAAAGGUGUAUCUUUUUCUUUAUUGUGAAUGAAACAGAUUUGUCAUGCGAUUAAGGAAGUAAAAAAAAAAGAAAAACGGAGGCACCGGCAGUAUAACGGUUUAAGGCAUGGGUAUGGCUGUGGAUAGGGAAGGUACGUGGGGCCGAAAAUGGCCCCUGUCAACAGAGUUUUGGAGGGUCCAUUCAGGACCAUGAAUAAAAGGUCUACAAUGGCAUGUUUGGGCUGUACCAUCAUGCAGGUAGAGGGCGUGAAAAUAGAUGCAAUAAAGGUCCAUGAACGUGAGACUUCUGAUUGGACACUGGACAAUGAAUUCCCACAGUCAAUAGAAAUUAGAAGAUGGUGACAGGAAAGGGUGAAAUGGGUUCUGAGGCCUGGAGAAAGGAGGUACUGUGGAGAUGGGGGCUGAUGGCACAGAUAUUCCACUAUGCCGGUGUCUCAGUGCAAUACAGAGACUGAAUAAUGCAUUGAUGAAUUAAUGAAUGCAUUAAUGAAUUAAAAUGUCAGAAUAGAAUAACAACUAACCCUGGUAACAGUGUCGGGACUACCAUGAAUGCAAUUAAAUAAAGUUAUGUUCACUGACAGAGUUUAAUACUUUUACCUUCUUUGAGAUGAUAAAUGUUGCUUUUAUAAUUUAUGAAUCUAAUCUAACAUAAUUUAAACUAUGUUCAUGUGCUUUAUGUCAUAAUGUUUGCUAAAGUAUGUGAUAUGUUGUGCAUACAGUACAGGAAUCUUAGUGUGUAAAAAUACAAGUUAAUAAUAAUAAUGGUUCCUCUUUGUAGCUAGAUACAAGUGUGAGUUUGAACAUUUCUGUUUGUGAAUCUGCAAUAAAGGAUGUUGGUGUACACUUUUGACUGCCUUACAGACAAGAUGUUUUUAGACGAAUAAAUAUAGCCUUGAAAUCUU
Messenger RNA from Osmerus eperlanus (European smelt), 6041 nucleotides. It is a transcript of the gene synpo2la, whose product is annotated as synaptopodin 2-like a. Bases 269 to 4078 code for a protein of 1269 amino acids. Gene Ontology annotation, molecular function: actin binding. The transcript is spliced from 4 exons. Lineage: Eukaryota; Metazoa; Chordata; Actinopteri; Osmeriformes; Osmeridae. Gene Ontology annotation, cellular component: nucleus; Z disc; actin cytoskeleton. Gene Ontology annotation, biological process: positive regulation of actin filament bundle assembly. The record is from RefSeq and is a predicted model, not a curated record.